UUGGGUCAUUUCUCCUUUGUCCAGCGACGGAAAGAGGUCGGUAGCUAUUCAGGAUUACACGUGCGGGAGAACAUCUCCUCGAAGGCCGCCAAUAGUCCUGCCAAAAUUUGACGACCGUCUUCUUCUUUGUCAAGUUCCUCGGAAUUUCACCGAUCAAUAAUCGCGUAGUUGUAUAGAAAGGCGUAGUGAUGUCUUCGUUCGGAUGCGUGCUUGCACGGUCUCGCUCAAUCCCCCACUAUGGCAACUUCAGGCCCAGUGCCGUCAAAUCAUCAGCUGCCUUGUCUUGCUCCAUUCGUCGCGGCUCUGGUGUGCAUUCUUCUCUAUCGGUGAUGGAAAAGAAUAUCAAUCAACCAACUUUCUGGUCCUCAGCCACAAUCCUCAAUCUGGACGAAUUCUACCAAAGAGAGGCUGCAGAGGCAGACUUGGCUUGGCAACAGGUAUUUGGACACGUACUACGAAUCAAAGCGCAAUUGGGGUAAAUAUCACACGCUCAUUCUGCCGGUGUGGAUGUAUACCCGUGGAUGUGCCGUACAACGAUGGAUAUGAUCGGCCUGGGUGAGUCUCUGCAUAGCCACCGUAUAUACACUGAUGUCGUUGUUCAGCCGCCUUAGGGUACGAGUUUCAUGUG
This is a messenger RNA of Guyanagaster necrorhizus, 628 nucleotides long. RefSeq lists its product as uncharacterized. Bases 203 to 559 code for a protein of 118 amino acids. The transcript has 2 exons. NCBI's taxonomy places the organism in Eukaryota, Fungi, Basidiomycota, Agaricomycetes, Agaricales, Physalacriaceae. The record is from RefSeq and is a predicted model, not a curated record.